GACCAAGGAAUUUAAAUGCUAUUAAAAAAGGCAAAGCUAAAGAUGUUGAGAUAGACGAUAAUGAAGAUGAUGAUAUUGAAGUGGUUGAUGAUGAAAAAAUGGAAGAAGAUGAGGAAACAGAGAUAGUUGAAGUAGAAGAAGAUGAUGAUGAUAAAGAUCUUGACCUUGUAGAUAAUGAAGAUUGA
Ilex paraguariensis (yerba mate) is the source of this 185-nucleotide messenger RNA. The record is from the annotation of a GenBank genome assembly. NCBI's taxonomy places the organism in Eukaryota, Viridiplantae, Streptophyta, Magnoliopsida, Aquifoliales, Aquifoliaceae.